AGGCGGGUGACGAGCCUUGUGGGGGUGAUGUUUUUUGGGGAUCGGGGUCAGGGCUGGGGCAGGCAGGCAAGACGCCUGACUUUCGGACUCGGAGAAUCCCUAGUAGGAGGCUCCAGCGUGGGUUACGCUUCGCCAUUCCCCGGCUUUCUCUGCCCUCCUUGGGUCACGUGCGCAGCAGUAGUACUCGCUAAAACUGGCCAAGCUCUCACAGUGCGUCAGGCUGCGCUUCUCCGAGCUGUGCCUAGGUUUCCGGGAAAAACUGCGUGGGGACGGCCUCUCCAUGGGCUGUGGUGCUGCAGUGGGCAGGAGGAUCCUAAGAGGUGGCUGGGAAGCAGCACGUCACCCACCUCAAAGGAGAAAUUACCAGACGCAGAGACUGAGAAAUUCCGGAUGUUUUACCGUUUUGAUGCCAUCAAAUCCUUCGGGUACCUGUCUCGACUGAAGUUGGCACAGACUGCCCUGACAGUGAUAGCUUUGCCACCAGGCUAUUACUGGUACUCCCAGGGCCUCCUGACUCUCAAGUCCCUUUGCAUCAUGAAUGGGGUGUCAUGCUUUGCUCUGGCCAUGCUCUGCUGGAUGAGCUAUUUCCUUCGGAGACUGGUUGGCAUUCUGUAUCUCAACGAGUCUGGCACCAUACUGCGGGUGGCCCACCUGAACUUCUGGGGCUGGCGGCAGGACACAUACUGUCCUGUGGAAGAUGUGAUACCCCUGACGGAAACCAAGGACGGUCCUGAGGAGCUGUUCAUGCGUAUCCAGCAAUACAGUGGGAAACAGACCUUCUACUUCACCCUGCGCCAUGGUCGCAUCCUGGACAAAGAGUGUUUCAUACAGGUGUUUGGGGCGCUGCAGACAUUAAAGUGAACAACUGGGAGCUGGACCUCUGGGUAACCCUGGGUUGCCUGGAUUGACAGGAAGGCCGAGGGUGUGCGCAAGGUUGAAGAAAGGGGAUUGAGUACUUGGAGACUUUGCCUGGACACCUGGGAACAUGUGUUUUGUGAUGUAGAAAUUUACAAGGUGAGAUUUGGUGUCCAGGUUUAGGAAAAAGGCUCUAAAUGCAAGUUCUUUUUUUUUUUCUUUUCA
Sapajus apella (tufted capuchin) is the source of this 1080-nucleotide messenger RNA. It is a transcript of the gene TMEM186, whose product is annotated as transmembrane protein 186. The record is from RefSeq and is a predicted model, not a curated record. Gene Ontology annotation, cellular component: mitochondrion. The transcript is spliced from 2 exons. Lineage: Eukaryota; Metazoa; Chordata; Mammalia; Primates; Cebidae. The coding region runs from base 28 to 861 and encodes 277 amino acids.